AUGGGUGAAUCUACAAUGCGUUCCACUACUACUGUCGAGAUUGAUGAUCCGUAUUUUUUGCAUCACUCAGAUAGCCCUGGUCUUGUGUUGGUUUCGCAAAUUCUUAUAGGUGAAAAUUAUGCCUCUUGGAGCAGAACAAUGGAGAUAGCCCUAUCUGUAAAGAACAAAAUUGGUUUCAUAGACGGAACUCUUUCCAAACCGAAUGUUUUUGAUCAACUGAAAGUGAAGUCAUGGAUCAGGAAUAACAACAUCGUUAUUUCUUGGAUUAUAAAUUCGGUAUCCAAAGACAUAUCGGCUAGCAUUAUUUACUCUGAUUCGGCUUACGAAAUAUGGAAGGAACUUAAAGAAAGAUUUCAACAGAGUAAUGGGCCACGUAUUUUUCAAAUCAAACGUGAUCUGAUGAAUCUGACACAAGGUCAAGAUGCUGUGAGUGUCUAUUUCACAAAAUUGAAGGUACUAUGGGAAGAGUUAUCGAAUUACAAUGUUCAUUGUUCUUGUGGGAAGUGCACAUGUGGUGGAGCAAAAGAAAUAGAACACACCAUGAACUUUUUGAUGGGUCUAAAUGAUUCUUAUUCACAGAUUCGAGGGCAAAUACUUUUGAUGGAUCCAAUUYCGCCUGUAAAUCGUAUUUUUUCUCUYGUUAUACAAGAAGAGAGGCAAAGAGUUGUAGGUGUAAACCAACUCCAAAAUCAGUCUAUGGCUCUCAACGUUCGGAGUGCAAAUUUUAACAAGUCUCGUGUAUCUAGUAAUCAAACUUACAGAGGUUUCAAGAAGGAUCAACCACCUUUCUGUACUCAUUGCAAACGAACAGGCCACACUCAAGACAAAUGUUACAAGCUCCAUGGUUUCCCCCCUGGUUAUAAAGUGAAUCAGAAUUCUAGUGUUAAUUCUGUGAUUGAUAACCAUUCUGCUGCUAAUUGUGUCAUAUCUGGACAACAGCCAAAACCUGAUGUUGAAUGA
This is a messenger RNA of Cynara cardunculus var. scolymus (artichoke), 960 nucleotides long. RefSeq lists its product as uncharacterized. The coding region runs from base 1 to 960 and encodes 319 amino acids. The transcript has a single exon. The record is from RefSeq and is a predicted model, not a curated record. NCBI's taxonomy places the organism in Eukaryota, Viridiplantae, Streptophyta, Magnoliopsida, Asterales, Asteraceae.